This is a messenger RNA of Mesorhabditis belari, 480 nucleotides long. NCBI's taxonomy places the organism in Eukaryota, Metazoa, Nematoda, Chromadorea, Rhabditida, Rhabditidae. The record is from the annotation of a GenBank genome assembly.
AUGAUAAAGUUUACCGAGAUUAUAAGCGAUUUAUGGAGAUUCGAAGGAAAACUUGUACCAGUCAAAUUCUAUGCCAAGGAGAUAAGGAGAUUUCAUGUGAGAGCUCUCGUCGAUUGGCAGUUGGUUCAUGUCGGUUCUCCACUUGAGGAUCUCGUCUUCCUUCUACAUAGUGCUUGCUCAGUUGAUGACCAUGAGAAUCAUCUCGAAAAGUUCUUGUUCUAUUACUACGCGAGUUUGGAAUCUCGUCUCGAUGGUGGUGAAGCGAUGCCUUGGCAAAGCUUUGAAGAGUUCAAAAACAAGUACGAAACCGCCUAUGGCUACAUGUGCGGUUUAAUAUGGCCGAUGACGUGGAUGAUCGAUUUGGAGAAAUCGUGCACACCUGCCGAACUCGAAGAAUGUAAAGCAAAUUUCAAUGCAAAAAUCCGUCUCAUGGCUCGAGAAUCGAACCGAUUUAUUGAAAAACAUAUCUUGACAAAAUUG